AUGAUAGUCAUGGCGAAUGCGGAGAACACUGCGGAGAACAUUGCGGAGACAGUCAUCAGCAGCAGUGACACAACAGACUUACUCUCCACGAUCUCACAUCAAUCCACUCAGCCAGUGCAAGAGAAGUCAAUACAGCAGGCGAAUGCGGAGAACACUGCGGAGAAACCAAGCGGCAACAAGGCCCCCAGCACCAAGAACACGGCUCAGCUCUCCAAGAUCCCACGUCAUAUGCUCUUCACGGUUCCACAUCAAAUCAUCACUCAGCAAGCGGAGAACACCACUGCAACUUGGCCUAUCAUCCCCACUGCAUUGAGGAGCAAGAGGAGGAACUACAACAGGCAAAUGCGGAGAACACUACGGAGAAACCAAGCGGCAACAAGGCCACCAUCGUCAAGAACACGGCUCAGCUCUCCAAGAUCCCACGUCAUAUACUCUCCACGGUUCCACAUCAAAUCAUCACUCAGCAAGCGGAGAACACCACUGCAACUUGGCCUGUCAUCCCCACUGCAUUAA
Letharia columbiana is the source of this 513-nucleotide messenger RNA. RefSeq lists its product as uncharacterized. Lineage: Eukaryota; Fungi; Ascomycota; Lecanoromycetes; Lecanorales; Parmeliaceae. The record is from RefSeq and is a predicted model, not a curated record. The transcript is spliced from 2 exons. Bases 1 to 513 code for a protein of 170 amino acids.